CUGAGGCCAAAGUGCAAGCAGCAGAGUGAGACGUGUGCGUUGCUGAGUCAGAGCAGGAGCUCAGCAGGCAGGAGACCCCUUGCCCGCAGAACAAGCGAUUGAGGGGCCUUCCUUCUCCCCUCUCCCUCCCCAAACUGCUGCGUCCUUCCGGAGGGCUGGGCCGGUUGGGGGCCCACGGGCUGGGGGGGCUUUCCUGGAGGCGGCACGGCUCAGAGGAGGCUUCCCACCUGUGCUGGAGGGCCCCUGUGGCCCCACACGGCCCCUGAGGGGUGAAGCUCUUGGCUGGGGGAUCCCCCUGGCAAACUCUGCUGCACCUGCGGAAGCAGCAGGUCAGGAGGGAGGUGGCACUGUCUCCAUCUUCUUCCCCAGGCUGUCCUCCCCACAUCGGUCUCUCACCCGCCUCCAUCUCCGGAGCAAAGAUGCCCCUGCCCAGGAAGGCCCUCCAGGCCGUGAGUGUCUUCCAGUGGGUCCUCACCUUCCUCUUCUUUGGUAUCUUCUUCACAACUCUCCUAAUCUAUCUGCUCUUCACCUCCUAUUGGUCUAUCACAGUCCUUUAUUUUGCCUGGUGGAUCUCCGACUGGGAUACCCCACAGAGAGGUGGGCGCCGUAGCGACUGGAUGAGGCGCUGGAAGGUCUGGGAGCUCCACAGGGAUUAUUUCCCCAUCAAGCUGGUGAAGACGGCCGAGCUGCCCCCGACGCGGAACUAUGUCCUGGGCUCCCACCCCCAUGGCAUCAUCUGUGCAGGGGCCUUCUCCGCCUUCUGCACGGAGGCCACGGGCUUCUCCCACACCUUCCCUGGCCUCAAGUCCAGCCUCACUCUCCUCGCUGGACUCUUCCACCUCCCUGUGUACCGGGAGUACAUGAUGAGCUCAGGGAUGGUUCCAGUGAACAAAAGAUCCCUGAAUUUCCUUCUCCGUGGGGGUCCUGGCCACGCAGUGGUCAUUGUGGUGGGCGGUGCAACUGAGUCGCUGGACGGUGCCCCCGGGGAGCAGCGGGUCCGUCUGCAUGGGAGACGGGGCUUCGUGCGCCUGGCAUUGCAACAUGGGGCUGACCUGGUGCCUGUUUACUCCUUUGGUGAGAACGACAUUUACCAGCAGGUGCAGUUCCCGGAGGGCAGCUGUGGACGGCGCCUCCAGCUCCAUUUCAAGCAGCUGAUGGGGUUUGCUCCCUGCCUCUUUGGGGGGCGAGACCUCUUCUGCAGCUGCUUCUGGGGGAUCCUGCCCCUGGCAGCCCCUAUCACUGUGGUGGUGGGGAAGCCAAUCCCGGUCCCGCAGCGCCCCUGCCCCACGGAGGAGGAGGUGGACCACUUCCAUGCGCUCUACGUCAAGGCUCUCCGGCAGCUGUUUGACACCCACAAAGGCAGCUGCGGACUCCCCCCCUCGCAGCAGCUCAUCAUCAGCUAGAGAUGCCCACACGCACAUACCCCGCCUGGAAAACCGGGCCCUGUGGGACGGCAGCCCCUCCCUCCCCCUCUCUCCUGCCCACCACGGAUGAGGGGGGGUGCCUGUGGUGCUUUCCAGCUUUGGACCCCACGGCAGUGGAUGUGUGGAGGGAGGGGGACCUGUUGGGGCUGUUCACCUUCCACACCUUUUCCAAUAAAAGAAAUGACGUCUCCUUGUCUGAAGCAUGGAAAAA
Messenger RNA from Rhineura floridana, 1635 nucleotides. RefSeq names its product 2-acylglycerol O-acyltransferase 3-like. The record is from RefSeq and is a predicted model, not a curated record. The coding region runs from base 420 to 1403 and encodes 327 amino acids. Gene Ontology annotation, cellular component: endoplasmic reticulum membrane. NCBI's taxonomy places the organism in Eukaryota, Metazoa, Chordata, Lepidosauria, Squamata, Rhineuridae. The transcript has 7 exons. Gene Ontology annotation, biological process: triglyceride biosynthetic process. Gene Ontology annotation, molecular function: diacylglycerol O-acyltransferase activity.